AUCUACUGGUGGGUCAUCAGAUUCGAUCGCUCCUGCUCCUGCGUGGCAUCUCGGACCGCGUGGCAGUCCUGUGUGCUGCCACGUGGCUCUUCAACCCCUUCACAGUCACCAUCGCUACACGUGGCAACUGUGACGCCCUUGCUGCUGCUCUCAUUCUGCAAGUGCUGCUGGGACUGUUGCAGGGCCAUAUUUUAUCUGCUGCUUUUUGGUUCGGCAUCGUGGUGCAUUUCCGAGUCUACCCAAUAAUAUACGCCCUGCCCUUCGUUCUGUACCUCUUCCACACGUAUUCGCUUCGAAGCAACCCACAACAUGAUGUCCCCAGUGACAGCAGUGGUGCUACAAGCGGCAGUAGUUCCAAUAGCGCCAGCUCACCACCCAACUCCUCUAUCCCUGCUACAGCUGCUGCUACAGCCAGCUUAAAGCCAGGACCAAAACCAAAUACCACUGGUGCUACAGCCAGAUCCAAGUCAGGACAAAGAUCAGCUACAGCUACUCCUACAGCCGGCUCACUGUCUUGUCUUGUCAAGGGCCUUCAAUUGCCGGUAGUGUUUGGCGCGGUUUCGGGCGGUACUUUCGUCCUCGUUACAGCGCUGUGCUGGAGACUGUACGGGGACCAGUUUCUUAACGAGUCACUGCUGUACCAUGCGUCCCGGUCGGACCAUCGCCACAACUUUUCAACUCACUUCUAUGCAAUAUACCUGAUGACCAAUCAGGGAGCGCCAUCUGUCACAGACCGGUUUCUCUCCUUCCUGCCACAGCUGCUGCUGCAGCUCACAUUCUCCCUCAAGUUCUACCAGGACCUUCCCUUCUGCCUCUUCGCACAGACGUUUGCUUUUGUGGCGUUCAACAAG
Closterium sp. Naga37s-1 is the source of this 851-nucleotide messenger RNA. Lineage: Eukaryota; Viridiplantae; Streptophyta; Zygnematophyceae; Desmidiales; Closteriaceae. The record is from the annotation of a GenBank genome assembly.